Exaiptasia diaphana is the source of this 1144-nucleotide messenger RNA. RefSeq names its product derlin-2. The transcript has 7 exons. The coding region runs from base 13 to 756 and encodes 247 amino acids. Gene Ontology annotation, molecular function: misfolded protein binding; ubiquitin-specific protease binding. The record is from RefSeq and is a predicted model, not a curated record. Gene Ontology annotation, biological process: endoplasmic reticulum unfolded protein response. NCBI's taxonomy places the organism in Eukaryota, Metazoa, Cnidaria, Anthozoa, Actiniaria, Aiptasiidae. Gene Ontology annotation, cellular component: endoplasmic reticulum membrane; Hrd1p ubiquitin ligase ERAD-L complex.
GCAGACAUCAAAAUGGCGUACCAGACGUUUAGUUCAGAAUACAUGCAAAUGCCCAUCGUUACACGGGCAUAUACUACAGCUUGUGUAUUAACAACAUUAGCCGUGCAACUAGACGUCAUAACUCCGUUUCAACUUUACUUCAACCCUGAACUUAUUAUAAAGAAAUACCAGCUUUGGAGACUUGUCACAAACUUCUUAUUCUUUGGAACCAUAGGUUUUAAUUUUUUGUUUAAUAUGAUUUUUACAUAUCGAUACUGCCGAAUGCUGGAGGAAGGCUCAUUCAGGGCUCGUUCUGCUGACUUUGUCUUUAUGUUUAUAUUUGGUGGUGCAUUGAUGACUAUAAUGGCAUUAUUUGUAAAUCUGGUAUUUCUUGGGCAGGCGUUUACUAUAAUGCUUGUGUAUAUAUGGAGUCGGAGAAAUCCGUACGUCAGAAUGAACUUUUUUGGUUUAUUGACCUUUAAAGCACCCUUCCUGCCCUGGGUGUURUUUUUGUUCUCCUUGUUGCUUGGCAACUCAGUGAUGGUUGAUCUUGUCGGAAUUGCUGUUGGUCAUGUGUACUAUUUCUUAGAAGAUGUCUUUCCAGAGCAGCCUGGUGGCUUCAAACUUCUCAGAACACCUGGAUUCCUGAAAACAAUAUUCGAUGGGCCAGUAGAUGACCCCAAUUAUAACCCUUUACCAGAAGACAGACCUGGUGGAUUUAAUUGGGGAGAAGGYGAACCUGUUGGUGCUGGAAACAAUGAUAAUGAAGAACAGUAAAAUUGUAAAAUAGAAUUUGCACUUGUUUUAAGCGCUGAACUCACAUCUUCAUGCUUCUUGUGGUAUUAAACAGAAGGACAAAAUCUUGGAAAAUUUGAUUUAUCCUUGUUGUACAAAAUUUUAAAUUGGUCAGAUAAAGGUAUUUGAACUUUGUACAUGUAGGAACACAGGCAACCUUCUCAGAACUGUCCCCUCCUGUUGUUAUUACUCUCUGCCACAGGAAACCCAACCCAAAGAAAAAGUACAAAUACUUGCACAAGCUGACGACAUUUAUCAUUAGRCCAAUGAAAUGGAAACUAAUGAGUGAAAAAUGUACAGAUCAAAUAUAUAUAAUAUAAGCUUAGUGUAAAUAUAAUAUGAGUUUAAAAAUAAAAACUAAUUCUAUAUG